Messenger RNA from Prunus armeniaca (apricot), 900 nucleotides. Lineage: Eukaryota; Viridiplantae; Streptophyta; Magnoliopsida; Rosales; Rosaceae. The record is from the annotation of a GenBank genome assembly.
AUGUUAGGACCCCCUACGAUUCUCUCCCUUAUUGCAGACUCACAGAAGCAUGUGGUCAAUCAUGCUAACCCGACUAUCCAGACUCGUGCUUCUAUUGCCGCAACCAAAGGUUUUCCUUUUCAUACAUCCUCUCACAAAUCCGCAUGGAUUAUUGACUCGGGUGCUACGGAUCACAUGACAUUUGAUCUUGGCCAAUUUAUUAGUCGCAAAUCAUCCACUUCGUCGGUGGUGUCUACUGCUAAUGGUACCCCUCCCCUGACAUCCUCACGGAAAAGACGAUUGGCUGCACCGGAUAAUGAGACCAAGGUUGGUCAAGUUUUCAUAACCAGUGGAACUCGUUUUGAGGGGGAGAGAGACAAAGUUUGGUUAUGGCAUAAACGUCUUGGGCAUGCCUCAUUCAAUGUUUGGGGACCUGCUAAAAUUGUCACUCCAGUAGGAGCUCGAUGGUUUGUCACGUUUAUGGAUGAUCACACAUGCAUGACUUGGGUUUCCCUUCUCAAAACUAAAGGGGAAGUCAGUUACAGGUUUCAACAGUUCCAUCAAGUGGUGGAGACUCAGUUUCAUGCUAGAAUUCAGGUUAUUCGUUCUGACAAUGGCAAAAAAUUUCUCAACCAUGAUCUUAACCAGUUCUUACAAGAUCAUGACAUCAUACAUCAACGCUCAUGCCCCUACACUCCCCAACAGAAUGCAGUGGCUGAAAGAAAGAACAUACAUUUAUUUGAAGUAGUUCUUGCCUCUCUCUUUGGUGCCAAUAUGCCUCGAUCUUUUUGGGGAGAAGUCGUCGUCUCUACAGCAUACCUCAUUAAUCGGAUUCCCUCUAAUAUCCUAAAUUUCCAAACACCACCUCAAAUACUUCACCACCAUAUCCAAAUACGUCCCAUCCUAAACCUGGAACCUUGA